GUUAAAUACAAAUUUCAAAUUUCCCUAAAAUAGGCAGAAAAUCACGGUAAAAGUCUUAAUUCUUAUCCUUAACUAAUGAUAAAGUAUUUGUCAAAAUAUUAACAACGAGAAAUAAUUUAUCUGAUAAAACUGGCGGCAGGUGUAAGUGAAUCACUAUGGAAUUGCCAACAUCCGGAGAACUGGUCCACAUCGGCCGUUCAAGAAUGGAUAUCGUUUUCAUCUAACAAAUACAACUUCCCAGAGCAUAUUCGCGCUAGGACUAUGGGUUGUCUUCACGGAUACACGGGCAAGAGGUUGUUGGCUAUGCUUCUUCCAGACUUUCGAAUUCAGUUUGGAGAUGUUGGCGAGUUGAUAUUUACAGCCUUUCAACAGAUCCUAGACGUGGCUCCAAACUUCGAAGUCAGAUCUAACAUUUAUCAGUCCAAGAUCGCCCGUUUACUUGAAGAUCUGGCAGGCGCAUGUACCAGUCAGAACACAGUUCCUCUCUGGAAGUCGUUGCACCUUGAACACUGGAGCAGUAUCGAAGUUCAUGACUGGAUAAAAAGUGCAGCGAUUGAAUAUAAUAUAGACACACGUGAUCGGAAGCAACUAUUGGACAUGUUUUCAAGAUAUACUGGUGCUGAUCUUAUUAAAAUGACUGUUGAUGACUUUAAAGCAAUCAGUGUUGAUUAUGGUGAAACACUCUUCAUGACACUGCACAGUCAUAAACAAGAAGAGGGUGUAUGCAGAAAGCGGCAUCGGUCAAGUACUGAGCUACCUUCAAUACCAGAAAAUGAAUAAUGUGUAUAGCGGAUAUUCACUCAAAACGCAUAAUGAAAUAGAUAUGGUACUUCAAGAUGUAUGUGUCAACUCCAUUGCGCAUGUCUAUAAACAUUUUAAGUUACCAUAACAUCAAUUAAAUAGAUAGUCCUGAGUCGUCUGGACGUCAGUGUUUCAUCAUGAAAGAUUCAAGAAAGAAGUUUCAUAUAUCUUUAGUAUGACUGAAAGUCAGUGUAGUUUAUGCAAUAAAUUAAUUUGAUCUUAAAGUGUGAUAAGUUAACCAAAUUUAAAAGGAUUACCCAAGUAUCUAUUGUUCCCUUAUUAACCCAUAUGAUAAUCAUUUAAAGAAAUAUUUUCAAUUACGUUUUCUGAUCAAAUUUAAACUUUGGAAAUUAUUGUUUAAACACUACUGUUACAUUAGUCAUUCCAUUUUUUAUCUGUUCGUGUGUUUAUUUAUGUAAAGGUGUAAAUAAGGCAGCAUGAUUUUAGUUUGUUAAUGUUUACUUCUGAAAGAAGUUCUCGGUAAUUCACUUUUCAAUAUUCAUUUUAUGUAUACUUUUGAGCAGUUAUACAAUAACAAACAAUGUUAGCUCGUGUAUGUACAUAGUAAAGUCGACAAGUGUCUUUUUCGUCCAAGUUCUUCGUGUUUUCAUAUGUAUACAUUUUCCAUUGUUCCUCGUGUCUUGGACUCAGUUGUUAUAAUUUCUUGUCCUUUGAGAUGGUGGAGAACAUCUGAUUUUAUUGCAAUAGAAGUGUACUAAGGUCGGUGCUAGUGGUUCGUUGCUGCAUUCUAUUCACCCAAAUGAUAUUUUCAGAGAUUUUAUUCAUAUGCAUACAUUACUUCAUUAACAUGUUAUUCAUGUUUUCAUAUGCCUAAAUUAUUACAUUUUCACUUUUGUUUACAUAUGUACAUAUCAUAGUAUUUUCAGUUGUUCUCUUUGUUCUCCUCAUUUUGUUUUUGCCUUAGUCGUUUGUCCAUCCUUCCGUCCGAUAUCGGCUUGUCAGCGCUUCUCCAAAUUCCCUGAUCGGAUUUCUGUUUAAUUGGUAUGAAGUCAAGGUGUGCAUUCGUCGGCAAGUCCUGCUCAAAUAUUUUUUCUGUGGAGUUGUGACCCCUUAAAAGCUAUUCACGAAUUAAAUUUGUCUCGAUGACUUCUCCUUCACUAUUGUUUGGAUUGUUAGUAUUUGAUUGAAACUGCAUAGAAAUGAUCAACACGAAGCUUAUUUUACGGAUUCAUCGCAUGUUCUUUCAUUGAACUACAGCCCUUUGAUUGGUAUACAUAAUGUCUAUGUAUAAAGUCUUGUCUGCGCUUCAUUUCUCAAACUACUUCCAAAUUUCAAAUGGUACUUCACAUUUGUGAUUUGUAUAAAGCCAAAUUCAACAAAUCUUUGACACAGUCCGUUUAGAUUUCAGUAAAACUUUACCAGAAGGAUUGCUAUGAAGCAUAGUUGUGCACAGCGUAAGCACAUCCUGCUCAAAUCAUUAGCGGAGUUACGGCCCUUUACAGGAUAUUUUUGGAUUCAAUUUGUCUGGACUGCUUCUCUUAAAUUGCUGGAUUUGAUUGAAAUUUGACAUGAAUGAUCAUAUGCUACGGGUCUUAAAAUGAAUCAUAUUUAUUGAGCUAUGGCCCUUUGACUAUCAAAGUCCAUGCAGAGAUUCUUCUUUCAUCUUCAAAACUCCCUUCAGAUUUCAGUUAAACUUUACAGGAAUUAUUGGUAUAAUGCCUUGUUGCUCAUGAUUAUUUUUUGUAGAGUUAUGACCCAUUAAGUUCAUUUUAAGGAAAUUAUUCGCCCAGACUUUUGACGGGAUUUGCUGUAACUUCUAGGAAUGACAAGUAGCAAGUCUAGUUAUACAUACUAGUAUGUUACAGGCAGCUGUUAUGGGUAAAUAAUUUUCCAGUGAGUUAUGACUUUGAAUUUUUUUUGCGUAAAAUCUGCAUAGCACCAUUUGUUUCUCUGCAACAAGUUAAAAUUUACUUCCAAGUUCUAUUUCCUAAAACACUUGUUUUAGCAACAUCAAUUUCAUGGGGAGACAUACGUUUUUUUUUUCUUCUCAAAAACAACCAUCUAGUAAAAAGAUGUUAUGACCCGAUUAUAUUUUAACCAUACCGCAUGUUUGGUGUUCAAUUUUUAUGGAGUUGUAAGCUACGUUUUUGUCUAUGAUUGGAUGUAACAUUUCAUGAAAAAUGUUUUGAAAACCUACUAUGGCUGAGAUGCUUUAAUAUUUGGGUUUGUUGGGUCCACAGUAGUAUUUAUUUCGUUGCUACACUUUCUGCAAAGGAAUUGAGUAUACGCAUAUAUAGUUCAUAACUUUUAGUUUUUAUACAUUAAACUACUUACACGUGCAUGUUUUGAUUAUAAAAGAUUCUUUUUUGUAUCAUUAUGUGUGUAAGUGAUUCACCUGGCGGAGAGAUCUUAAAUCUACAGUGGUAUUUUCGCCGCUGACCGCUCCGCUGUGGUGACCGCUGUACUCCUUUAUUUGUUUGUUUUGAACUUGUUGUUUAUUAAAAAAUUUGUUUAACUUUGGCUAUGUAUUUUUUGAACAAAUGUUUAUUAUUUACACGUUCAUAUAAUACAUUGCUAUAGGGUUUGUUUUCGAACGUGGAUGUUAGAUGUUUGUCCUUGUUCUAAUGUUCAUGUACCUUUGGUGUCAACCUGCGGCGAACCCCGAAAGGCAAUUGUUGGGAAUAACGAAUAAGGCAAAUCAUUACAACACAUUUACAUCGUUUUAAAAUAACGAACGUCACAUGUUAUGCGAUUGUAUGGAGGAAGACAUAUCAUAUCCAUGUCGUGUUUUUCAGAAAGGAUUUAUAGAUUUGAAACAAGUUCUGUGAUUUUUUAAAUUCAAAUGAGAAUGUCUUGCAUAUUGUAUAUAUUUAUAUCAUAUAUUACAUUGUUUAACAAAAUCUCAAUAUUUUGCCAACUUGUUUAGAUGUACGGGGAGUACAUAUCUUUUAUGAAAUUACGCAAAUGAUUUGAACAAAAGUGUCUUGCUGACGCACUAGAUUUUCAAGAAAGUAUUAUGUGAUCAUAUAUUUGUAUGCAUUUACCGCCCUCACCUCAUUAUGAAAGUCAUUGAAAUACAUUUAUAUUGUUUGCAUUUAUCAAACGACAGAAAAACAUUUUAUGGGAAAAAGUGCAAAUAUUGAUUUUCAUCAAGCUUUGAACAAAUGUAUAUAAAAAAGAUCAAACAAUAAAGGUAUUGCAGGACAACACA
Mercenaria mercenaria is the source of this 3973-nucleotide messenger RNA. RefSeq lists its product as uncharacterized. NCBI's taxonomy places the organism in Eukaryota, Metazoa, Mollusca, Bivalvia, Venerida, Veneridae. The record is from RefSeq and is a predicted model, not a curated record. The coding region runs from base 262 to 780 and encodes 172 amino acids. The transcript has 4 exons. Gene Ontology annotation, molecular function: sequence-specific DNA binding.